This is a messenger RNA of Colletotrichum gloeosporioides, 477 nucleotides long. RefSeq lists its product as uncharacterized. NCBI's taxonomy places the organism in Eukaryota, Fungi, Ascomycota, Sordariomycetes, Glomerellales, Glomerellaceae. The coding region runs from base 1 to 477 and encodes 158 amino acids. The transcript is spliced from 4 exons. The record is from RefSeq and is a predicted model, not a curated record.
AUGCCUUCCAUCAACGGUAAUAUGCAGCGUGAUCGUACACCUGGCGUCCAUCCCAGGCGAUAUUUGAUCGAGAAUUGGGUGAGGAAGCAAUUGAAACCGUCCGCGGUCCGAAAUUGCAUUCACGGUCGCGUUUUGUGGUACACGCACCACACGGGGAUCAACUACCUGUGGAGCGAUGCCCACUGCAUCUGUCAAGACACGAUUGAAGGGGCGGACUGCACCGGGCACACUUACUGCGUCGAGACACGAGAGACAAGAUGCCUUGCAAGCCAUGGAUCUAUACCAGGCGAGCUACGUCUUUCGUCCGUUGAGCUGUCCAAGCAAGCAACGCAGCUUUGCCUGGCACUUCGCGGGAUGGAACGAAUUGAUGACGUCCUUCGCAUGGCCGAAAGAUACACGCUUCUAGUUCCAGCUUCAAACUCUAUGACUCCGAGAGUAAUGGCCUAUUUUGAAGCGCGCGGGUUGUCAAAACCAUGA